AAAGGUUGUGUGUGGCGUAUAUACUGCUCAGUAGAGAGACCCAUCAAGAAAUGGAUGGUGAAAGUGUAUGUUAACACACAUACUUGCCAUCCCACGGGUAAGUGUAAACUCAUCAAAAGCCCUGCCAUUGCUGAAGUUAUGUUGGAGAAAAUCAGGAAGAAACCUGAAAUGAGUGCUCCAAUGAUUAGAGAAGAGUUUAGGGAUAAGUACAACAUCAUUAUCUCUCCCGAGCAGGCAAAGAUUGCAAGGCGUAUUGUUCUUGAUAAGCUACAGGCUGAAUGCAAUGAACAUUUUGCAAGGCUAAGGGACUAUGAGAUGGAACUAUUACGUUCAAAUCCUGAUAGCAAAAUUGAGAUCAAUACAACAACGAAGUCAAAUGGAGCGAAAGCAUUCCACUCCAUGUAUAUCUGCUUGGACAAAAUUCGUGUGGCAUGGAAGGAGUAUUGCAGACCGGUUAUUGGAUUAGAUGGGACAUUCCUCAAGCACAGCUCUCUGCAAGGGCUGAUUCUUACUGCGAUAGGAAGGGAUCCAAAUAACCAGAUAUACCCAAUAGCAUGGGCUGUGGUCGACUCUGAGAGCAAUGAUAAUUGGCAAUGGUUUAUUCACAGGUUGAAGAUUGAUUUGGGUUUAGGCGUGGGUGAUCUUGUGACAAUCAUAUCAGAUCAGCAUAAGGGAUUGAUUCAUGGAGUUGCUGUUGAGUUGCCAAGAGCUGAACAUAGAGCUUGUGCUAGGCACAUCUACUCUAAUCUGAAGAAGAAUCACAAGUCUGAUACACUGAAGCCUCUCUUCUGGCGCAUUGCAAGUAGCUACAACGAGGGUGACUAUGAGAGGAGUUUGGACGUUUUCAAAAAGUUUGAUCCGUUAGCAGCUGAAGACCUUAUGAAGAAGGAUCGUUCUACUUGGUGCAGGGCAUUUUUCCGGAUAGGUUCGUGUUGUUCUGAUACACACAACAACUUCACAGAGUCCUUCAAUAGGACCUUGAAGAUAGCAAGAAAGAAGCCCUUUAUUCAGAUGCUUGAGUUGAUUAGAAGAGAUGCAAUGCAGAGGAUAGCUACUAGAUAUAAGACAGCAAGUAGAGAGACGGGUCUCGUUACAAAGAAGGCGAGAAAGGAGGUUGAAAAGUCUUGUGAUGAAGCUAAGCAUUGCUAUUCUUAUUCAAGCACAGGUGGUGCUUAUGAGUGCGUUGAAUUUUCAAAUGGUUACACGGUGAAUUUGCUUUCUCGUAGCUGCGCUUGUAGGAAAUGGGACUUGUCUGGAAUCCCAUGUCGCCAUGCUGUAUCUGUUAUCCGUGAGAAUGGUUUCGAGGUUGACGAUUAUAUUUCAGAUUAUUAUCUGACAUUGAAGUGGCGAGGUUUGUACACGGAUGGGUUGGGGCCUGUAAAUGGUCCAAGGUUUUGGAAGCUAUCUGGUUAAGACCGUAUUGAAGCACCACCAUACAAGAGACCGCCUGGAAGACCAAAGGGGAAGGCAAGGAUUAAAGGAGUGCGUGAAUCCCCGAAGAAAAAUCAGACCAAAGUUGAUAGAAAAGGAAGAAUAGGUCAUUGUGGUCUUUGUGGUGGUGAAGGCCACAACUCAAGGAAGUGUCCUCAUGAGGUACAUUGUCGUCGUUGCAAUUGUCUAGCUUUUUUCUUUCUCGUGAUUGAUUCUCUUUAUUUUUAUUACGUUGCAGUCUGAUGAAAGCAGAAAGCGUAGGCGUCUCAACAUGGAACAACAAUCACAUGAGCAAGCAAUCGAGGACGUUUCCUCAACUGCACCACCUGCUACACAACCUUGACUUCUCUAGAAUGUCUUUUUCUUUUCUCGGAUGUCUUUUUUUCCUCUUUUGAUGUCUUCUUUGGUCUUUGGAUAUGACCUUUCUCUCAGCGGAUAUGUGUGUUUUGGAUGUUAAACUAGUGUUGAUGUCUCUCUUGUUAUGUAUGAUCACCUAUUUUGGAUGUUAAAGCAAUGAGUUCAAACUCUUUUUUUUAUUGCUAAAUGAAGUUGAUUUCCAAACAUUGUCAAACCAUUACAUAGUUAAGCAUUACAACAACAACAUUACAAAGGUUUUUAAAGAUAAUGAGCAUGUCUUUAGAGCUUGAGAAAGGCGUUAAUGAUGUCUUCUUCCACUUCCGCAUUUUUGGCCAAUUCACUUUGAAGCAUCGAAAUGGUCUUCUUCAAUCCCAUAAUAGUCUUGUCCUUCUGGCGAAUUUCGUUUCUAGCUUCAAUCAAAGCUUUCUUUUGCCAUCCAAAAGCUUCUCCCUCAUCGAACCAUUGAAAGAACCCGCAUUCACCUCCACUCUAACACAAACAUAAAAUUAAAAACUUUCCAAAGAACUCCAUGACUAUACCAUACAGGAUUCACAAUAGUUUAUACCUUGAAUUUUUCACACCCAUAGAACCUUCGACCCGGAUUUUUGUCUGUCCAAGCUUGAGAUAUCUUUGCCACCAACCCACAGUAACAAAGAACAUUGCUUUCAUUAGCCUUGCCCUUUCCCUUAUUGCUCCAUCUUCCACCAAAUUCCAUCUCUCUUUCUCUCUUUCUCUGUUUCUGUCUCUUUCUCUCUUUCUCUGUUUUGAAGAACGAUGAACCCUAAAUUGCUGAUUGAAAUCGAUUUGGGGGAGAGAAUUGGUUAUGUCUGGGUCGGGUUUUUCGUUUGGUUCGGGUCGGGUUUUGUUAAUUGGAGUUUAACUUUACUUAAUUACGAGCUGACCCCAAUUAUUUUAACUAAAAUCAAUUAAACCUCGUUAUGAUGUUGGCACCAUGUUUUUAUUAACGUCGUAUAUGUGGCAUGUAUUUAUCAUAUACAUCGUGUAGGUUUCGACACAAUUCUAAACUCUAGAUGGUUUGCACCAUAUUAUACUAAACAUGGUGUAGCUGAGAAACUUUUUUCCUUUUUUUUUGUUCACCAAUUUUUUGCUCUCUUUUUUUGGUCAAAGGUCUAUACGGACUGACCUACUUGGCUUCUUAACUACACUGUAUCUCAUUUCAUCCACGAAUUUUCGACCUUCCUUAGUUUGUUGACUUUAUUGGUAAGUCAGAUCAAAAGUUCUAAAUGCGAGAUUUUUUUUUUGGUGUAAAAUGCGAGAUUUUUCUUCACGAUGUUACAAGAUUAUUAUUGCCAUUUCUUUUGAAACUUGCGUGCUGGGCAUCAAGUUAUAGAUGCAUAAUCUGGUCGCAUUUGGGUGGUUUGAAAGACAGGUGGGAAGAUAAUUCAUGUGUUCAAAAGUGAUCAAUUGAUCAAAUGAUCACAUAUCCAGUCUUGUUUAAACAGAAAACAAAGAGUAUUUUGUUGUAAACGUGAAAAAGAAGAUAUCAACCAAAGCUGCACCGAUCAUUGAAAUGAUCUUGCGAAAGAAAAUUAAGUGGAACCCACUGUCAUUAUUUACACAGUAACUUCUACUUUUUUACUUCUAUAUAAAUAAUCGAUUUCGAUCAUUUGUAAUUCGUCCCUUACACUUUUUUUCUUCCUUUAUAAUAAACUAUCUAUGUCGUAUAUUUAUUAUAUGUCAGUUUUAUCUCCUUCCUGCAGUUAUAAAAUUUCACCCUUAUUUAAAUUUCUCGAUACUAUAAAAUUAUAAGUUAUUUCAUAACACGUUAUCAGCACGAUUAUUCUGUGAUUCAAAAUACAAAUGGUGAACAUCGAGAAACUUCAGUUCCAGCUUUGAAAAUAACUGGCGAAAAUUACAUCAGAUUUGUCAUAAAUGUGAUACCUUACCAUGUAAUGAAGAAGUUAACCGAAACGAUAAAAAUCGGUAACAAAUCGCCGCCCGAGCAUAUAGCCAAAGCGAUAAUCUUCCUGAAGAAGCAUUUAGAUGAGAAUCUUACGCACGACUAUGCAAGCGUAGAAGACCCAACUGAACUGUGGCAAGAUUUAAAAGAAAUGUUCGAUAACCAUAGAGAAGUCAACCUCCCUCACGCUCUAGAAGAAUGGAAAAACCUGAGGUUCCAAGAUUUUCUAAAGGUUGAGGAUUACAAUUCCGCUGUCCUGAGGAUAAUUUCACUCCUGAAAUAUUGUGAUAACCCUGUCUCUGAGACAGAAAUGAUGAAUAAAACGUACAACACUUUCCACAAACAGCUUCACUUCCUGCCCGGAAUUUACAGAAAAUGCGGGUACACGAGAUUUUAUGAAUUGAUGGUUGCGCUCAUGUUGGCUGAAAAGAACAAUGAGCUUCUGAUCAAAAACCACAAUUCCCGACCUAUGGGGAGCCAAAGGAUUUCAUUAAGUGAAUGCUACAGCGAUAGAAAAUUCGGAAAGGAGAAACCAGAGCAACCGAGGUUAUGGUCGCCGAUUCAACAACAAACGUGAAAAAACUUACAAUCCCAAAUGGAAGGGAUCUAACAAGUGGGUUAGAUCCGAACAAGUUCCUAAGGGUAAAGAAACUCAAGUGGAUACCACCCAGAAACGUGAGACAGUGUGUUACAAAUCUGGCUGUAAAGGACAUUGGUCCCGUACCUGUCGUACUCUCCCACAUCUCUAUAAGUUAUAUCAAGAGUCCACGAAAGGCAAAGCUAAAGAAGUGAACCUCACUGAAAACUUUGAAGGGACAUUGUACCUCGAUGCCUGCGACUUUGCAAAUGAGCUGGACUAGAUUACUCAGUAUUGUCAUGUAUAAUUAUUAUAUUUCCUGUUUUAAACGAAUAAUGAUGUUUUAACGUCAUCUUAAUGUAUAACUAGCGGUUUUCCGGCGCUACGCGCCGGGUUCAUAUGUUUUAUUUUUAAAUAAAUUUACAAUUUAUUUUCUGGUCUUAAUAAAUAAAAUAUGUUCAAAAAUGUGAAAAUAAAAAUAUGUUAAAAGAGAAUGAUAUUUUUUGAUCCAUCUUAUAGUGGUUAGCAAACAGCGUGUAUUACUUUGUUUUGGAGUUGUUUAGUUCAAAGUAAAACAACGUAAGUGAUUGUAACUGGUCAAUUUAAUAAAAAUAAAAUAAAAAACUCAUAAUCAUAAUAAAUUAAUUUAUUUAAAAUUUAAACAUACAGUAAAGUUGAUGUUUUCAUAAGGAAAAGUGAAAAUGUUUGUAUUUUUUUGUGAUUAUAUAUCUAUAUCAAAGAUGUGAUAAUUUAUUGGAGGCUUCAUUGUGGGAGUAUUAGUUAAAUAUUUUGUCUUCAUAGGAAUCAUGAAUCCAGUAAGUUAAUUAUUGGUUGUCUUAUGCCAAUCUCAUUGCAUUUACAGUAUGCAUUAGAAUGAUUCAUUUGGGAGGCGGGUAGUUACCCUGCAACUUUACAGUUCAAUUAAAGUUUGAAGCUGCUUGUUAUGUGUCGGGAUAGUAAUUGUCGACGACGUUUAACGUAUCAUUGUUAUUAUUGCCGUGAACCUUAUCUUAGCUCUAAUUUUGACUUGUAACAUGUUUCAAACUGUCACUGGCAGACGCGGAGUGGCCAAUACGUACCUUGGGCGCAACGAUGGUCGUGUUUUUUUCAGUGUUAUUGUUUUAAAUCUUGUGUGCUUAAGAAAUUCAGUUUGUGAACUCCUUUGUUGUAAACUAAAUGCUUAAUGGUUUGUGAAUUUCUGAUUGUAUAAUUGAGAUUUGAUUAUUUUCAGUUUAUUACUUUAUUAUUCAUAUGUGUUGCGAGCUUAGCAUGUUGUUUACGGGUGUCAUUGGAAAGUACAAAAUUUAUCUGUAGCCACGGUUUCAUAAGCAUUGCAAAUUUGAUAUCCAUGCAAGGGCGUAUGACUAUUGACUUUACAGAUCCACGUGAUGUAAAUCUUUUGUUCUGAAAAUGAUUUGCAUUACUAAUUGAAACAACAACCACCACGUAGAGUAGAAAAAGGAUAAAUAGAGGUAAAGAAAUUAGAAAGUUUAAAUAGGAGAAAUAGAACUAAAGAUAAUUGAAAGAUGAUUUAUUACUAAUAAAAAAAACCACGACACUUGAGAAUUUUUAAAAAAGGUAAUAAAUUUCAUUAGUAGACUCCUUCCAAAGGGAAAUAGAUACGAAAUCAAUUAUUUGAUAAAUAAAGACGUGGUAGUUUAAGUUCUCAUAGUAGACUCAUUCCAAACGUGGUUUCUUCGUCCAAAGCAACAUGAUGAUGUACGUCCGGCAAGUGAACCAUCAGAUAUAGAUGGCGCCUCUGUUACACAGCAAGUCUUAUCAACUUUGGCAUAUGAUCUAUUUGCCACAACUUCAGGCUGCACUGCUUCAGAGACCUUUGCACCUUCCAAUUAAUAAGGCAACAGACACAGAGAUUAUAUACUUUAGAUAGCAGCAAACUCAUAGUAAGAAAAUAGACCAACAUUUACAACAAAGGCUGGCGCAGAUGCAAGCUCUCGCGAAGGAAAAACGCGAGAAAUGGUGAAGGUUUUGGUUCUUUGAAGUAAAAUUGAAGUUCUUUAACUUGAGCUGGAAGGUGUAGAUAUACCAAACAAUAUCAGCAAGGGACCAAGGCAGUUCAGUUUCAAUGUGAGCAUCGACACAUAUCCCCUGCAAACCAGUUUACAGCAUUAUAUAUGCAUCAUCAGGAAAAAGUAAUAGUAAAAGUUAAUUGUUAGUGCUUCAUUAUAAGCUAUACCACAAUCUGUGCAGCCUCAGAAGCUUGAAUGUUUGUCAGUUUAGCCACCUCCAUAUCCAGAACCAAAACCAGAUUCUUGCAAAAGAAAUAAAAAACUGUAUUAAUCGAAUAAUAUACAAUUAAUCAAUUCUUGUUCUUUUUCUGAUGAUAUUUAUCUAGGGAUUGAAUCUCUUAAUUUCAUCUAUAGAUUUAACUUCUAUUGUAUAUGUUGAAGAGCGGGAUACCUUCAAGAUAACCCAUUUUCUCCAUAGAUUAUUCAUCAGCAUAUCCACAACCUCAGACAUUGUUGGUCUUUUCUCUGCCUCAUUCUGAACACACAUAUGUCGUACUAAAAUUACCUUUUCCAGCUCCUCGUCUACAUACUUCCCAAUUAGCUAUUGAUCCGCAAUUUCACCAUACUUCUUCUGGUAAACAAGAAGGUAAAACCAUUCGUUAGACCUUGUUUUGUUGUUCAUUUCAGCCUGUCUACAGGUCUCGUACCAGGCACCUGCUCUAGCAAAAGAACACCAGUACUAUUUGUAUAAAACACAACAAUAUGGAAAACAAAUCGACAUUUCAAAUGGAAGAUAAUUUUCAAUAAGUAUAUAAACCAUUUUGGUUCUGAAGACUUACAAUGAGUCGUUCUCGUCCUUCCGCACAGUAAGCUUUUGCACUCAAUAGAUUCUUGCGACGAAUACGGCCUAAAAUGCUGACUCUACAGCAAAAUUUAUCUCUUCUCUGCUACUUCAAUCUCUUGACUGCAAUCUACAGAACAUCAACAGCUAAUUAUUACAGAUGAAUAUCAAAGAGACCAAGUAAUAUAAUGCUGCCAUGGCAAGAAAGGCUUCUCUGCAGAUCAAGGAAGUUCUAGAUAAAGAACGUGGAUAUAUGUGAGCAAGGAGACGCGUCACCACCGUCUGAGAAGCAUCGCCAGUCUUCCAAUUGGAAAGCUGGAUUGGAGAGGUCACCAUCGUCACAGGUUCCAGUAUAAAGAAUAUGGUGAAGCAAUGAGAUUUGGAGGUUUUCAACCUUUAUUUAUAAUCUGAGAAAUUAGGGUUUUACAAAGCGGUGAUGGGAAAAAGUAAUUAAUAUUAGUGUAGUGGGAGAGAUGGCAAGGGAGAGACAAUUGAGACUCUCAAUGAGGAUUCCACCAUUGUUGCAGGCUCUUUUAGUAAAAACAAAAUGGUAAUGAAUCUGAAGCAGUGAAAUUAGGAGAUGGUUCCAUCACUAUUUAUAGAAUAGAAAAUUAGGGAUUUGCAAAGGAGGUAGGGAGAGAAGUAACGAAAUUCGACGUACUGAGGGAGUUUUACAGAGUGAGUUAAUGGUAAAACUUAAUGAGUAGUCUCAAACUCUCAAUGAUAAGCGUUGCGUAUCGCUCUGGUUUCUGUGUGGAAAGAUGAGAACUUCUAUCAUAGAGAAGAUGAAGUCCAAGAAGAAGGAACAUGUAGUGGGCUAUUUGAUAUCACAUCUGAUUUUGCAGAUCCAUUUUGGAUUUUCUUAUUUGUUACAAACCCAUAAUUUAACUUUUGUAUACGAAAGCUGAAGCCCGAAAUAGUGUCGCUUAUUUGAUGCUAACAAAGCGGAAAACGUAAAUAAAGUGAUGCCAGGUGUCCUAAAACGCCCAUGCUAUAUGGUGAUUUGGCUACUUAAGGUGGGAGAAAACUCUCCUUUAUUAGUAUAGAUAGAUAGAUUAUUGUGUGUUUCUAAUCUGACUGAGUAAUCAACUCGAAUAAUGAAUAAUUUGUUACGACAAAGUUUUCUAGUUUGACUAGGUAAUCAACUCGAAUAAUAAGUUGAAAGAAAAUAAACUACAAAAAAAUCAUCCACCAAAUCAAGAGAAGAGUGGAAGCUCCCUUAGUCUAGUGGUUUGACUAAGUAUUCAUUAAUGUUUUUACACCAGCAUGUCCAGGUUUCAAUUCCCGGAGAAAGCGAUUUAUUAAACAAUUAUAUAAACUACGGAAAAAAGGCUUACAAAGAAUCUUCAACAUGGUGCAAGUAAACUUGGUCAGACGUGGAUCUUCAUAGAGCGGCUCUCGUAAUGCAGUUACACAUAGAUCCUCAUAAAUCAGAUAGUAUUGCCGGUUGUCGAAUCGUCUAUGUGAUCUUUCUCAUAAUUGUAAUAUCCUAAUAAAUUAGCGCUAAAAAGAAUCAAGAGAAGAAAACACAUAUUGACAACUUUACGGUGAUCCAACAAUGGUAAAUACAUGUGAGAAAAUUCAUACUAAUACAACAUAAACUUUAUAAAUUAAUAUCCAAUGACUAAUAAAAGGCAUUAAGGUAAUAGAUUUCUUCGGAUCUAAACUCUAUUAGUUCAAAAUAUAACAAAAUUUUAUAAAAAUCAUCAUAUAAUCAAUGAUUUUCGAUUGUUAUCAAAAUUUAAUAUUCCAUAAGAAAUAUUUGACUAUCACUAUUUAAUAUUUCUUCUGUUUCUAAAAAAGUGUCAUUCUAAUUUUUUUUUUGUUUCAAAAAAAGUCAUUCUAUAUUGUUAAUGCAAUUUUUUUAUACACAAUCUCUUUCUUACCAUUUUAACUAACAAAGAGAUGUUUAUUUAUAACAUUUUUAUUAAAUAAGGGUAUACUAGUAUGUUUUAUAAUUUUCUUAAUUUCCGUGAAAUAUGUCUUAAGUUACACUUUUUAUAAAAUGGAUGGAGUAGAUUUCUAUUUAAUUUUAUUUUAUUAAGAAAGAAUAUUAAAAAAAAUCUGGCUCUCAUAUACUAUUCUCAUUUUGACAUAUUCACUAAUUAUAGGACUUUAAUUUUAAGAAUAAAUAAAUAUGAUAAUCUGAACGGUUAAUCAUUUGGAUUCUAUCAAUUUCAGUUUAAAUAAUAUUCAUUUGUUUAGUGUAUAUAGCUAAAUUUAUGCUUAUUAUUUAUUUUAUAGUUAAUAAAAGAGACCAAAAAAUAUAUCAUAUGUAGAACUAAUUUUAGAUUCAUAUAAUGAAAACUAGAGUUUAUCCCGCACAUCGUGCGGGUAUAUUUUCAUUUUAUAAAUAUUUAAUUUUGAUAUUAUUAUAUAAAUUUAAAUAUACAAUUUAUAUCUUAGUGUUAUGAAUUUUAUAACUCUUUAAUUUUAUUGUUUAGGUUUCUUAUUACUUUAUUAAUAUAGGGGUUUGUUUUAUACAUUUUACCUUUUUUUAUUAUGUUUUUGAGUUUUCAUAAUUUGAAAUAAUCAAAUAUAAAAUAUUCUUCAACAUAUGAUUUUUGAAAAUAUAUAGCUGUAGAAAUAAAUUUUUAACAUAUGUUAAUAACUUCAUUUGUAUAAAAAACAUCUGACAUGAUUAAUAAAUUUGAACCCGUUUUAGUGGUAGAUGAUAAUUUAUUUAAAUGAAAGCAUUAUAUUACUUAAUUAAGAAAUUAAUUAAUGCAAUAUUUAAUAAAUAUUAUU
This is a messenger RNA of Brassica rapa (field mustard), 9845 nucleotides long. RefSeq lists its product as uncharacterized. Lineage: Eukaryota; Viridiplantae; Streptophyta; Magnoliopsida; Brassicales; Brassicaceae. The record is from RefSeq and is a predicted model, not a curated record. Gene Ontology annotation, molecular function: zinc ion binding.